Messenger RNA from Penicillium canariense, 867 nucleotides. RefSeq names its product DUF3632 domain-containing protein. The record is from RefSeq and is a predicted model, not a curated record. NCBI's taxonomy places the organism in Eukaryota, Fungi, Ascomycota, Eurotiomycetes, Eurotiales, Aspergillaceae. Bases 1 to 867 code for a protein of 288 amino acids. The transcript has 3 exons.
AUGCUGGAUUCAUGUGCGGCAGAUGAAAUACUUGAUCUCGAGCCUGUUAGAACUGCAGAGGAACUAAAGCCAUUCGAAGAGAAGCUGCUUGGCAUUUUGAAUGACUUGCUUCAACCAGAUCCAAAACUUGAAGCUUCCGCCGCAGCCAAGAACAUCGACGAGCUCUUUCCUUCCAAUGACAACACCCCAACAGGGCCGGUUGAUGAGAAUGAUACCGCAGAAGAUCCCGAAACCUUCCUAUGGUCUCUGUGGGGCCUGAUCAUUCAGGUUAUGAGAUUAGUACCUCCUAACCAUCCAGGUCAAACACGCAUGAUUGCUUUCAUGGAGUCGUUGGGUCAGAUAACCUCCGGAACACUCAAUGUCUGGGGUAGUGACCAAGAGCUUUGGUCAGACUUUCCUAUUUUACGUCCUUGCUUGAGGGACCAUUUGGAGUAUAUCGGGGAACCCGACCCCGAUGGCAUUGCAGAGUGGAUCAAUCAAAACUCCUUCAUGGCCCGCCUCCUCGGAAAGGAUCUCCUGAACUGGGACACCUUGGUGAUCUGGAUGAUGAGAGACGCGCUAGAAGAGGAACCGCCCCAGGAACAGAUUGUUCUCGAUUGUUACAUCGCUGUGGUGGUUCAAUGGAUCACCCAUGCGGGAGAGACGAUUUUUAGCCAACUGAGCGACCAGGACUUGAGCGAACAGCAAAAGCGCGUGACGAAAGGCGGUUCGCUGUAUCAUGGCAAAGAUGGGCUAUGUCCUGAGAGGUGGGAAUUCUGGAGACAGCGAGCAGGGGAGGUCAGCAAGCUGGUGUCGAAAGACCUCCAGCCGAUUGCACUUGCCGCGGCCGAAAGAAUGAGUCAAAUUGAAAGAGCGCAGAAAGCAUGA